AUGUAUCACACACACUUGAGGGUCGCGGCCCUUUUCGCUACCGUUGUUCACGGUGUUACAUGCAGCGUCAACUAUACCGAGCUGCAAGGGCAACUAUCCAGCGCUGCUUCCAUCUACUUGCCGGGAUCGGCUGCAUUCGAUGAUGCAGUAGCACGAUGGUCCAACUUGAGCACCCCCACGAGCAACGUGGUUGUCGUUCCAGUGACUGAGGACGACGUCGUCACGACGAUCAAGUUCGCAAACGAAAAUGGAGUACCAUUUCUGGCUACUAAUGGUGUGCACGGUUCCAUCACGACUUUGGGUCAAAUGGCAUCUGGCAUCGAAAUUUAUCUGAGCCAGUUGAACAGCAUUGAGAUUGCUGCAGACGGUGAAACGGUCAAGAUCGGCGGUGGCGUUCGCUCCAGAAAUCUGACGGAUGCGCUAUGGGCUGCAAACAAGCAGACAGUUACUGGAACCUGCGAGUGCGUUAGCUACCUUGGGCCGGCACUUGGAGGUGGGCAUGGCUGGCUUCAGGGCCAUCAUGGUCUGGUCUCCGACCAGUUCGUCUCUUUGAAUGUUGUAUUGGCCAACGGCAGCUUGGUCACCGUUGACGAGAGCUCUGAUCUCUUCUGGGCCAUGAAGGGCGCCGGGCACAACUUUGGCAUUGUUACCUCGGUGACUUCCAAGAUCUAUGACUUGGAGAAGCCAAACUAUGCCGUCGACACUAUCUUCUUUAGUGGUGAUCAGGUCGAAGAGGUCUACCAGCUCGCAAAUGAGUUGUGGAUCACCAAUGGUACUAUGCCUGAUGACCUCAACAACUGGUCUUACUGGUUUUACGACCCUACUAUUGACGCUGACAAGCCUGUGAUUGCCAUGUACAUCAUUCAGGAGGGAGUCGACGUGGUUGACACGGCUUACACCCAACCUUUCAUGAAUCUCGGCCCCAUCAUGAGCCAACCUCAGAACGGCACCUACCUAGACUUGGCUGCGUGGACCGGAAUCUCCUUGUCGGACGGCCCCUGCCAAAAGACGGGCAACGCCAACCCCCGCUUCCCCAUCUAUCUCAAGGAAUACAGCCCGUCCGCUCAAGCCCAGGUAUACGAGCUAUUUAGACAGGCCACUACCAACGAUUCCACCCCCUUCAGCGGAGCUCUCUUCAUGUUUGAAGGCUACUCCCAGCAAGGAGUCAAAGCAGCUGCCGACGACGCCUCGGCCUUUGCUUACCGCUCUGAUAACCUCCUUGUUGCACCACUGCUCACUUAUGCUCCUACGGGUCCCGAGGUGGAGCAGGCGGCGUAUGAUCUUGGCAACCAAAUCCGCGAUAUCCUGUUCCAGGCUAGCGGAGAGAGCAGCCUGCACACGUACGUCAAUUACGCGUAUGGAGACGAGACGGCUUCGGCCUGGUACGGAAGCGAUGCGAGCCGCCAGGACCGCCUACGAGCCCUCAAGUCGGCCUAUGACCCUUCGGCCGAGUUUAGCUUUUAUGCCCCGAUUGUUUGA
Pestalotiopsis fici W106-1 is the source of this 1479-nucleotide messenger RNA. RefSeq lists its product as uncharacterized. Gene Ontology annotation, molecular function: FAD binding. Lineage: Eukaryota; Fungi; Ascomycota; Sordariomycetes; Amphisphaeriales; Sporocadaceae. The coding region runs from base 1 to 1479 and encodes 492 amino acids. The transcript is spliced from 4 exons. The record is from RefSeq and is a predicted model, not a curated record.